Molecule: messenger RNA, 3301 nt
Organism: Adelges cooleyi (spruce gall adelgid)
Lineage: Eukaryota; Metazoa; Arthropoda; Insecta; Hemiptera; Adelgidae
Product: protein cycle
Exons: 13
Coding region: 855-3089 (744 amino acids)
Biological process (GO): regulation of transcription by RNA polymerase II
Cellular component (GO): transcription regulator complex; aryl hydrocarbon receptor complex; cytoplasm
Molecular function (GO): DNA-binding transcription factor activity, RNA polymerase II-specific; protein dimerization activity; RNA polymerase II cis-regulatory region sequence-specific DNA binding
Source: RefSeq, a predicted model, not a curated record
UUUAAUAUUAAAGUACAAAGUUAUAUAUUUGCUAUCCACCCUAUAAGUAUGAGAGUUCUGCAUACAAAAAAUAAAAAAAGUCGUUUUCGAGUACUUCGCUCUGUGUGUAGAUUUGGUUGAGAGGUUCAACGCGACACGGGUCUGUAACAUAAUAUAACGUUAUGUGUAAAGCGCUCUGAAGAUAAGAACAAAAUUGUAGCUCAUUUAAAUUGUCCCGAAACAUUGGGUUUUGCCGUCGGACUUAGACGUUUGGCGUGAACGGUAAAUGUCAUCAACGAACAAUAACAACAUUGUAUGGUGUACGUAGAUGUAGUGUUUAGUGUAAUAUUAUACACAUUUGUUUUGUAAUUUGUUCGAUUUGCACUGUCGGGGUAAAAAUCAAUAAAAAAAUCUGUUCUUUGAAAUGACAUUUGUAACGAAAUCAAUCCGCAUGUCAAACCUGCUCGCGGUGCACUCAUAAUAUUCCAUUAUCACUAUCAUCGCGCGUCAGCCGUAUAUUUACAUAGUAAUAUUAUUAUUAUUAUUAUAUCGUUGCGAGCGGUUUUCUAAAUGCACCUUAUUGAAUACCGUCCACGGAUAUUAUUCAAAUGGUCCACUGUACCGUUUAUAGCGUUCUUUACGGGUACCGGACACAAAUCAAAAUCGCACAAACAAGUGACGUACUCGGUUGUACUCGGCCAAUGGUAUUGCCGCGUUGACGUUACGCGAAACAACCCUCUCAGGGUCUCCGGUCCAAGACAGUUUCUCGGCCUAUCGUGCUCGACGUUAACAAGUGUCAGUUGUGCUUGGCUCCGUUUACUAUUUUGAUCGUCGGGUUUGUCGUUGGCGGCGGUUAGGUUUUUUUUUUUCGCUGUAUGGUCUUUCUUCUCGCGACGUUUACCGGCCUAACCGAACCACAAAUGGCUAAAAAUUCGGAUUUCGAAUCGUACCUGCUGAACGACACCAACGAACUAAUGAAUUUCGACAAUUUAAGCCGCGAUAGUCCCAUGGAGCAGCUCGUGUAUUACGACCUACAACCCGUGUCCGAACCCCUUAAGGAGAACUCUUGCAGUUCGCAGUCCACGUGCAACGUGCCGAGCACCAUACGGAUAGCGACGGCCACGGAACAGACCAUCGAAAUGAUUGGUGACGAACACUCGAUCAACAAGAGGAAGGGAUCGGCUCAAGGAAGCGACUUUGAAGAUGACAAUAAUGAAGAUUCGAGGUCCUCGCGAAUCGACGACAACAAAAAACACAAUCACAGCGAAAUCGAAAAACGCAGAAGGGACAAAAUGAACUUUUACAUAACUGAGUUAGCUAGUAUGAUACCAAUGUGCCAUGCCAUGUCACGGAAACUAGACAAGUUAACAGUGCUUAGAAUGGCUGUGCAGCACAUGAAAACUAUCCGGGGCACUGUAAAUUCGUACACGGAAGGACACUACAAGCCUCCAUUUUUAACCGACCAAGACUUAAAGAAUUUAAUCACACAAGCAGCGGAAGGGUUUGUCUUUGCAGUUAGUUGCGAUCACGGGAAAAUUCUUUACAUAUCCAAAUCAGUCACGCAAGUUCUAAAUUAUUCACCGGAAGACUUAGUAGGAAAUAAUGUAUUCGAUUAUAUCCACCCGAAAGACGUGGCUAAAGUAAAAGAACAGCUGUCUUGUUCAGACUUUUGUCCGAGAGAACGAUUCAUAGACUCGAAAACAAUGUUACCUGUUCGUGCGGAGAUGAUGAACACAUUUUCAAAAAUGUGUAGCGGUGCGAGGAGGUCUUUUUUUUGUCGGAUGAAAUACAAAGUAUACAGCGUUAAAGAAGAAGCUGAUACGACUACUGGAUCUAAAUAUCCACAAUCAGAUUCGUCGUCCGUGGAAAGUAAAUCAAGUGUAAAAAGCGGAGACAUGAAGGGGUCUUCGCCCAAAUGCAGAGACAGGAGAUACAGCGUUAUACAGUGCACUGGUUAUUUGAAACCUUGGACACAAAUCAAUGAGCGCGAUGACAUGUCGGGAAAAAGUAUGGAACAAGGGGAUGAUACCGAAGGCAGCGGAGUAGGUGGUGAUUCUGAAUCGGGGAACAAUAUCUCGUGUUUAGUCGCCGUUGGCAGGAUUAUUAACAAAUCAGUAUCUACUUCACUUUUAUCAGACAUAGUCAGACCACCGUGCUUUACCUCUAAACAUACGAUUGAUGGGAAAUUCUUAUCGGUCGAUCAAAGAGUAACAUAUAUAGUCGGAUUUUUACCUCAGGAGCUUUUGGGCACCAGCAUGUACGAAUAUUUUCACCAAGACGAUAUUGCGCGUCUUGUAGACGUGCACAAAGCAACGCUACAAGAAGGCAAGCCAAAAGACACGGAGGUUUACAAAUUCCGGGCUAAAGACAAGACUUACGUGCACUUGCGGAGCGAAUGGAAGAGUUUUAGAAACCCGUGGACCAAAGACAUUGAGUUUAUUGUGGCAAAAAACAUUUUAACGAGGUCGGACUCAAAACCGGACAGUAGCAACAAAUUGGAGUGUUCGUCACAGGAUCAACCGCAAAACAACUAUGAUACCUUUGUCGAUCAACAGUCGUCCAAGAUUCAACAAUCGUUAGGCAACAGGGAUAUGCAAAAUUUAAUCACGUCUCACUUGGAAGCGAGCAAAAUAGGCAGACACAUAGCCGACACGGUUUUAGACGAUAAAACGAAAAUCGAUAAAGUAGAAGAGCCUCCUUCGCACGCCCGUGGCAAUUUCAUAACAGAGGCAUCGAACAACAACAACAACAACAGCAACAGUUUACCGUUCCUGAGAUCGCCGUUGCCUCAAGUACUCAACGACCCGGGACCGUCAAGCAGCGGCUACAGCGGAAUCAGAGACAACGUGAACCUUUCCACCAGCUCGUCCAGUGUCGCGGGUACCGAUCUAAAUGCAUUUUCUCCUACGAUGUAUCCACAAUCUGGAUUUAUGAUUCCAGGUGACUCUGAAGACAUGCUCGGAGACAUAAUGACACCGUCCCCGCAACAGUUGCCCAACACAGACACCAACGACGAGGCCGUCAUGGCCGUUAUCAUGAGUCUUCUGGAAGCUGAUGCCGGGCUCGGUGGGCCAGUAGACUUUUCCGGCUUACCGUGGCCUCUACCGUAACGCCAUCCAUACCUAGGCGUUAAGAGUUGUUUUUUAUUUUUUUUAAUAUUGAUUUUGUGUUUUGUAUCUAUUAUUUAAUUUACGAUAUUUUUAAGUUUUAUCUGACUGCGUUAUUACUUGUUGAUGAGUUCAAAAUAAUAUUAUUAUUUCGUCUCGACUAUUAUUUUGUUUGUAGAGCUUUAUUAUUAAUAUACAUUAACUAUUAUUUUUUA